This is a messenger RNA of Pistacia vera, 2236 nucleotides long. Its product is annotated as flap endonuclease GEN-like 1. Gene Ontology annotation, molecular function: 5'-flap endonuclease activity. Lineage: Eukaryota; Viridiplantae; Streptophyta; Magnoliopsida; Sapindales; Anacardiaceae. The transcript has 8 exons. Gene Ontology annotation, biological process: pollen development. The coding region runs from base 131 to 1969 and encodes 612 amino acids. The record is from RefSeq and is a predicted model, not a curated record.
ACUCCCCCGCAGUCCUUAGUCUAUAAAAGCCCACAGAGUCUGAAUUCUGAAAGAUGUGAUCUUAUAGUUCUUAACGGUAAUCGAUUCUUCUUCCAUUCUUUGGAAAAAUAUGAAACUGAAGUAAGAAGUGAUGGGUGUGGGAGGGAAAUUCUGGGACUUGCUAAAACCCUACGGCAGAACGGAAGGUUUCGAUUUCUUGAGAGACAAACGGGUUGCUGUGGACCUCUCUUACUGGAUUGUGCAACACGAGACCGCAAUUAAAACUCAUGCUCGUAAACCCCAUCUCAGACUCACCUUCUUCCGUACAAUCAACCUCUUCGCCAAGUUUCGAGCAUAUCCAAUCUUUGUUGUCGAUGGAACUCCGUCGCCUUUGAAAGCCCAGGCGAGGAUAAUGAGGUUUUUCCGUUCUUGCAUAGAUUCUUCAAGUUUACCCGUGCCUGAAGAGGGCAUUUCUGUAGAGAGGAACCGGGCAUUUCAGAAAUUUGUUAAAGAGUGUGUGGAACUGAUCGAACUAUUUGGGAUGCCUGUACUAAAAGCAAAAGGUGAGGCUGAAGCACUAUGUGCCCAGUUAAAUAGUGAAGGUCAUGUAGAUGCAUGCAUCACAGCUGAUAGUGACGCGUUCCUCUUUGGGGCUAAAUGUGUGAUAAAAUGCAUCAAACCCAACACAAGAGAACCAUUUGAAUGCUACUGUAUAUCAGAUAUAGAAGCUGGUCUUGGGCUGAAGAGGAAACACUUGAUAGCCAUAUCUCUUUUGGUUGGUAAUGACCAUGAUUUAAAUGGGGUGCAAGGGAUUGGGCUUGACACAGCUCUUCGUUUUGUCCAAAAGUUCAGUGAAGAUGAGAUAUUAAAUAGCUUACAUGAAAUAGGCAAUGGGGAUAUACCACAAUAUCAGAGUGGCAUUGAGUCUGCAGAUGAUGUUGUGCCCUGUUUAGAUGAAAGCUCCCCAAAGAAAAUAUCUCAUUGUUCCUUCUGUGGGCAUCCAGGCAGUAAGAGAGCUCAUUUCAAGUUUUCUUGUGAAUAUUGUUGCAAUGGUGAUAGUGUGGAUUGCAUUAAAAAGCCAGAAGGGUUUAAAUGUAAUUGUUCCAACUGCAUUAAGAAUAAAAAAGACAAGGAGCAAAAGAAGCAUGAAAAUUGGUGGAUUAAAGUUUGCAACAAGAUUACUAUGGCGUCAAAUUUUCCAAAUGACGAAAUCAUUGGAAUGUAUUUAUGCGAUAAUCAUGGAAACUCUAUUGCUGCUGAUGGCCCUUCUAUAUCAUGGGAAAGCCCAAAAACUGAAAUGGUAGUUGAUUUCUUGGUUUUUCAUCAGCUUUGGGAACCAUCAUAUAUUCGUCAAAGGAUUCUUCCGAUGCUGUCCACCAUAUAUUUGAGAGAAAUGGCUACAAAUCCAGUGAAAACUUUGCUAUAUGGGCAAUAUGAAUUUCAUUCUAUACAGCGUGUGAAGACAAGAUACGGACAUCAGUCUUAUGUGGUCAAGUGGAAGAAAGCUGCAUGUGCAACAGGCAAUGUUAUGUAUGCUGUCCCUGUUGAAGAUUCCGAGUCGCAUCAAGAGUGCAUGGAAGUCAAUGAAUCCGUUGAUUUGUUGGAUGAAUCAAAUAGCCCUCAGAUUUAUGUUGAUGAUGGGUGCUGGUUUUUGCUGACAGAUGAGGAUAUGGAUCUUGUGCAUUCUGCAUUUUCUGGGGAAGUUGAUAUAUUUUUGCGAGAAAAGGAAUUGAAAGAACUGAAAAAAAAAAAAGAUUCAAGGUUAAGAUCUGAAGGGUCCAGUAAAAGAUUAGAAUCGCCAAACCCAAAGGGUGUACAGCUUAGCAUUACCGAAUUUUAUCGCUCAACCAAAGUACAACUUCAGGCAAAUUCAGGAGAAGAUAUAACCAAGAAUUCCAGUAGCCAGAGUGAUCAGACAUCGAAAGGGAAGAGGAAAAUGUCAAGUCUUAACCUUUCCAAGUCUGCAAGGCGUCGCCUUUUAUUUAACUAGGAAAUUUUGAGGGUUCCUUUGGCCUCUUUUGCUUUAUUGAUUUAGAGAUGUUAAAUUAGUUGCCCCUAGUCUUUCAGAGUGUUUUCUUAAAACAUGAGAAAGAAAAUUUUGUAAUUAAAGGUUAAUAUGAUGUAGUAGUAUUUUGUUUUUCCAGAAAUCUAUCUGUGUUUAAGUCAUCAUCUCUCUACACAAGUUGCUGCCCCUCUCACUGUAUCUGCGCUGAUGCAUUUACUACCAUGGUGCAGGAACUAAGUUAAGUGCUCUGAA